CCGUCAACAACUGAAAGAAUAAAAACAAUUCUAGUUCAUGAAAACACAUCAAACUAAAUCUGACGAAAAUAUUAUAGCAACAGUUAAAUUAUUCUAUAUAAGUUAAUUCCAUCCGAAACGGAAAUUUCUUGCCGUAAAAUUUUGUGUAAAAAAUUCAAUGUCGGUGUGUACGAUCGUGUGGUUUUAAAUUGGAUUUUUAUAAAACAUAAAAAGGACAAUAAAAUCAGUUUGUGUUAAGUGCAUACCAAGAUAAAAUUAAAGGUGCAAAAAAUCCUGAAGCUGCUCGCUGAGUGAUUUAUUGUUUGAAGAUUUUUCCAAAAAGAGAAGCCAUUCUUGGCGAUCGAGCAAUUAGCCAAAAACAACAACCUAUCAUAAAAUGAAAAUGUGCAGGAGGGAAUGGUUGGCGCUGCAUUUCGUUUUUCUGGCGGUUCAUUCAGUUACAUGUGCUCCUUUGCCGAAUGAGCGUACAAAUGACGACCCUGCUACCUCAAACUCUAAUAGCAGGAAAGCAAAAUCUCUGUUCUUCGAUUUCCCUUUAGCUUCAUAUCGCACGAAUAAUGAAUAUGAAGAAUCCCCCUUAGAUUACGAUGCAUUACUGAUGUCUUCACAUCAGCAAGUGGAUGACAUCGAUGAUCCAGAAGAUCUAUCCAGGAGUGCUCCGUCCAGAAAACGAUAUCAGAACAAUGGAAAUUUUCCGAAUAGUCCUAUCUACUACAUCAGACUUCCUGCAACUCCAUAUAUGUUUGUUCCCGGUUUAGGAUAUGUUUCUAAUCCACCCACGAUGAAUCAGUUGGGAGCAGGUGCGUUACCUCCACCACCAGACCCGUUCAUUAACUUACCUGUCAACUUUAUGUCAAACGGAAAACCAACUAAUAUUUACCAAUGGCCAGAUCCAUUUGUCCCAACAGCCAAUAGACCAUUCCAACAGCAGCAUCAGCCGCAGUUCCAGAUUCAAAAAUAUCAACAACAGAACGGAUUUUCUCAAUUCCAAGCUCCAUCUUACCAACAAAAUGCAAUUCCUCAGCCGAUCAAGAAAACGCCCAAACCAUCCAAUAGCGACUCCAAAGUGACGCACCUGAAGGGUCCUUUCCCGUUCAACGGUCGUCCCACGGACAUCAUUGUUUUAAGGGAUUCCUACAACGCUCUCUACUCGGACGCCCUUACCAACUUCUACCCUUAAUUUUCUUUCAAAUUUAAUUUUGAACGUUCUAAUAGUGAUAAUAAUUUAAAUUGCGUCAAUGGGUUGCAUCGUGUCAAUUGUGGGUGCAUAUUGUGUUUAUGAAGGUUCUACUGCCGCAGUUUUAUGAAGUAAUUUCAACAUAU
Messenger RNA from Ctenocephalides felis (cat flea), 1323 nucleotides. RefSeq lists its product as uncharacterized. The record is from RefSeq and is a predicted model, not a curated record. The transcript is spliced from 5 exons. Lineage: Eukaryota; Metazoa; Arthropoda; Insecta; Siphonaptera; Pulicidae. The coding region runs from base 377 to 1180 and encodes 267 amino acids.